AUGUUUGGAAAGUUUUUCAGGAAAUCUCUCUCAAAAGGAAAGGACCUCAAGGCCUUGACCAGGCUCUCAUCUAUGAACUUCAGAUCGACUCCAACAGCCAGCCAGAAGUUGGGCAUCGGAGAUGCUGCAGAUAUUUUGGAGCAGAAGAUUUCAGGAAUUUCACAAGUUAACGACAUUAAGGAGUUCGGUAAAGUUAUUUCCUUCGGAGAUGGUAUUGCCAGAGUCUUUGGACUCACUAAAGUCCAAGCUGGAGAAAUGGUUGAAUUCUCCUCAGGAGUUAAGGGUAUGGCUUUGAAUUUGGAAACUGAUAAUGUUGGUAUCGUCGUCCUUGGAAACAACGAUAGAGAUAUUUUUGAGGGCGACUCUGUCAAAAGGACUGGUGAAGUAACUAACAUCCCCAUUGGAGAAGGUAUGCUCGGAAGAGUCAUUAAUACCUUGGGAGAGCCAAUUGAUGGAGGUGAUCCAAUCCAUACAACUGAAAUUCAGUCUGUCGAAGCUAAGGCUCCAGGAAUUAUUGUCAGAAAAUCUGUGCAUGAGCCAAUGCAGACCGGACUCAAAUCCGUCGACUCAUUGGUACCAAUUGGAAGAGGACAAAGAGAAUUGAUUAUUGGUGAUAGACAAACUGGAAAAACAGCUGUAGCAAUUGAUACUAUCUUGAACCAAAAAUCUGGAUUCGCAGAAGGAAUAGACCCAAACCAGAGACUCUACUGUAUCUAUGUUGCCAUUGGACAAAAGAGAUCGACUGUUGCAAAUAUUGUUAAGGUUCUCAAGGACAAUGAUGCCAUGAAGUACUCUAUUGUAUUAGCUGCCACUGCUUCUGAAGCUGCUCCACUCCAAUUCUUGGCUCCUUACUCAGGAUGUGCCCUUGGUGAAUACUUCAGAGAUACUGGAAGACACUGUUUGAUCAUCUAUGACGAUCUCUCAAAACAAGCUGUUGCUCAUAGACAGAUCUCACUAUUGUUGAGAAGGCCACCAGGUAGAGAGGCCUAUCCAGGAGAUGUCUUCUACUUGCAUUCCCGUCUUUUGGAAAGAGCAGCUAAGCUCCACGAAGGCCAUGGCGGAGGUUCAUUGACAGCUUUGCCAAUCAUUGAGACUCAAGCCGGUGAUGUGUCUGCUUAUAUUCCAACUAAUGUGAUCUCCAUUACUGAUGGCCAGAUUUAUUUGGAAUCAGAAUUGUUCUUCAAAGGUAUCAGACCAGCAAUUAAUGUCGGUCUUUCAGUGUCAAGAGUAGGAUCUGCUGCCCAGAUCAAGGCAAUGAAGCAAGUUGCUGGAUCCCUCAAGCUGGAGUUGGCUCAGUACAGAGAAGUUGCUGCUUUCGCUCAGUUCGGUUCAGACCUCGAUGCUACUACUCAGAACUUAUUGAACAGAGGAGAGAAACUCACUGAAUUGCUCAAGCAGAAGCAGUAUGUCCCAAUGAAAGCCCAAGAGCAAGUAUGCUUACUUUAUGCAGGAGUCAGAGGAUUUUUAGAUAAAUUGGAAACAUCUGAAAUUGCCAAGUUCGAGACUCUUUUCUUAGAAAAUUUGAAUGCCAAGCACAGUAAUGUAUUGGACUCUAUCGCAAAGCACAAGGAAUUGUUGCCAGAAGUUGAUGAAGAGCUGAAACAAAUUUUGACUGACUUUAUUCCAUCUGCUGGACUUAAGACCAAGCAAUAAAUGAUGAUAGGACCAUGUCUUUAAAAUAAUAUAAAUGAUUCUGAGGGCAAUAAUAU
This is a messenger RNA of Moneuplotes crassus, 1709 nucleotides long. The record is from the annotation of a GenBank genome assembly. NCBI's taxonomy places the organism in Eukaryota, Ciliophora, Spirotrichea, Euplotida, Euplotidae.